AUGAGGGGCCACGCUGCCCUGGCAGGCUGGGCUUGCACCACCCUCUGCCUGGCUUCCUGCUCCUCUGCCUUUUCCCAUGGCGCCAGUGCCGUGUCCUGUGAGGACAUGCAGCCCAAACACCUGGGAGCCCAGCCUCAGCGCCCUGGGACCCACCACGUCACCAUCCACACCAGCAGGUCCUCCUACGCACCAGGUGAUGAGAUUCCAGUGACCGUGAGAAGCAGCCGGGAUUUCAUGGGGUUUGUACUGCAGGCUCAGAGAGAGUCUGGUCAUCAAACAGCUGGCACCUUCGUCUUCAUUCCUCCCCGUUCCAAACUGAUGACUUGUUUUGAAGAGGCUGACACAGUCACCCACUCUGACAAGUCUCUGAAGAGAAACCUCUCGUUCAUGUGGAAGGCUCCGGCCCAGCCUGUGGGGGACAUCAGAUUCCUUUUAUCAGUAGUCCAGUCAUAUUUCGUUUACUGGGCAAGGAUUGAAUCAUCUGUUGUGUCUCAGCGGACACACAGCAGAGCCCAUUCUGAGGGCAGCGUGGAGCCCGGGUUGCUGUUCCCAACCCCCCGGCGGCGGCUGGAUGUUAUUGAGGGAUCUGCCCCAGCUCCCAGGGUCCCCAUGGCUUUAUCACAGUGACACACAGAUGUCUUUGCUGACCCUUCAGCUACAGAGGAGGACGACCUAGAUCCUGUUCCUGCCAGUAUAUGGGUGGCACAGUUUCCUGGGGAUGCAGAGAUUCUGUCCCAACGAUCUUCACGUGCAACUGCUGCAGGCAGCAAUGGUCAGCAACCCAGCAGGGACGGUGACCCAACCUUGGAACCGUCCCUGAAUGUCCAUGGGCUGGAGAGGCUUGUGGCCCUCAGAGGACUCUCCUCAAAGGAAUUUGCUUCUAGCCCUAGCACCCACCAGAGAACUCAUGAUGACCCAGGCUUUGAUUCCCUGGAAACUUGCCUGCCCUUGGAGAAGGAUGAGCAGGACAAUGCAGAUGCCUCUAACAGGACUAUGACAAGGCAUCCUUUGUACACUGUCCAACUUACCUUCCUCCAGCAUCACUGGUCCUCUGAAACUUUCACAGAGAAUGGGGUCAGGGCAGCUGACCUGACCUCUGUCCCAACCCCUGUUUCCAAGACACCUAGCACUUCCAGGCCACCUACUGCCACUGACCAGUCAGAGGCAUCAAGGCCCCCUGCCAGCUUCUUACGAGGGUCAAAGCACAGGGAGUCCAGAGUUGAGGAACAAGAUGUAGAGAAUGGAUGGGGGUACCCUCGGAAGACCAACCCAAGACCUGAAGUUGGGCUGGAGGGAGCUGGGGCUUCUUCGGGCAUCCAGCUUGGGACACUCCAGCUGGGAAUCCUGCUUUGCCUGUCAGCCAUUCUGGGUAUGGCCCUGGCUGCUGGCCUCCGCUACCUGCACAGCCAGUAUUGCCACCCGCGGAGGGAAGUGUCCUUCCGUGAGCCUGUGGCAGACGCUGUUGCCGGGAGUGACAAUGGUGAGGCUGUGCAUGUCAGGAAGACUGGGGAGAACAGUUUUGUUCUGGUGCAAGCUGAAUACAACUGGAUCACUCCUUCUGUGGGCAGCAAGAAAACAGUCCUCUGA
This is a messenger RNA of Nycticebus coucang (slow loris), 1587 nucleotides long. RefSeq names its product reeler domain containing 1 (gene REELD1). Gene Ontology annotation, molecular function: oxidoreductase activity, acting on metal ions. The record is from RefSeq and is a predicted model, not a curated record. NCBI's taxonomy places the organism in Eukaryota, Metazoa, Chordata, Mammalia, Primates, Lorisidae.